CGGGGCGCGCAUGAAGCAGCCCCCCCCGCAGCCCCCGGGCCGCCGCCGAGCGCCCGGUACCGCCCCCCGGGAGCACCGCCCCGCUCCGCUCCCGGGCGUCCCCGCGGCGGCCGAGGGGAACGCGGGGCCCGGGGGUUGCGGAGGCCCCGGGGGUGCGGAGCGGCCGCCGCCCCCACCGGCCGCGGCGGACGGAAGAGGAAGUGGCGCCGCUCCGGGAGCCGGCGGGGAAAGGCUCCGUGGCGGGCGUGCGGAGCCCGAGCCCAGCCGAGGCGCUUCCCCGAGCGGCUGAGGAAGAUGAGGGCCGCCGCGCUGCUGUGGGCCGCGCUGUGGGGCCUGCUGCUCCCGCCGGUAACUGCAGAUGAGGGGAUCCUGCAUGCUUCUGGAAGUGGUGAACCUCCAGUAACAAAGGAUUACUGCAUGAUUUACAAUUCUAGUUGGGUAUCUCUUCCAAAGAGCCUGGACAAUGCUACUUUUAGCACUCUGGAAAACCUGACUUCUACAGUACUCUGCAAUUAUUCUGAAGUUCCUUCUGGCUUAAUGAAGGACAAAGCCGUUGUAGUGAUGAUAGGAAACUGCACUUUUUUGGAGAAAGCAAGAAUUGCACAAAGUUCGGGUGCUAAAAUGCUGUUGAUUGCCAGUAAAUCUAGGCUGUCUCCUCUUUCAGAUAACAAGACUGAUUUUGAAGAUGUGACGCUUCCAGUUGCUCUUAUAAGAUACAAUGACAUAGUAGAUAUGCAGCUGACACUUGGAAAAGAAGUUAAUGUCACUCUGUACUCGCCACCUUUGCCGGAGUUUGAUUACAGCAUGGUUGUCAUCUUCCUAAUUGCUGUGUUCACAGUGGCACUGGGAGGCUACUGGAGUGGAGUAGCAGAACUUGAGAAUUUGAAAGCAGUAGCAAGUCCUGGGGAGAGAGAAGCAAGACAGAAGAAGGAAGAAAAUGUUACUUUCACCCCUGUAACAGUUAUCUUGUUUGUUGUCAUCUGUUGUGUCAUGCUGGUCUUACUGUAUUUCUUCUACAGAUGGUUAGUGUAUGUUAUAAUAUCAGUCUUCUGCUUGGCAUCUGCAACGAGUCUGUACAACUGUCUUGCAGCAUUAAUAGGACAAAUACCAUUUGGGCGGUGCAGGAUUACGUGUGGCAACAAAAACAUUGAAGUCAGGCUUAUUUUUCUUGCUGCGUUCUGCACAGCAGCAGCUGUUGUCUGGGCAGUGUUUCGAAAUGAAGAUAGGUGGGCUUGGAUAUUGCAAGACAUUUUGGGAGUUGCUUUCUGCCUAAACUUUAUUAAAACACUGAAAAUGCCCAACUUUAAGUCCUGCGUGAUACUUCUUGGCCUUCUCCUUCUGUAUGAUGUGUUUUUUGUCUUCAUAACACCAUUUAUCACAAAGAAUGGGGCAAGUAUAAUGGUUGAAGUUGCAGCUGGUCCUUUUGGAAACAGUGAAAAGAAUGAUGGAAACUUGGUGGAAGUCCCUACUGAACGCUCAGCUCCCCAUGAGAAAUUACCUGUGGUUAUUAGAGUGCCUAGACUUGAAUACUCUGCAUCGACACUGUGUGACAUGCCAUUUUCACUGUUGGGUUUUGGAGACAUUAUUGUCCCAGGACUUCUGGUUGCCUAUUGUCGAAGAUUUGAUGUUCAAACACGUUCACCUUCUGUAUACUACAUUUCCUGUACAAUAGCUUAUGCUGUUGGUAUGGUGCUGACCUUCGUUGUUUUGGCAUUAAUGAAGAUGGGACAACCUGCCCUUCUCUAUCUUGUGCCAUGUACACUCAUUACUAGCUCACUGGUUGCUUGGAGGCGUAAGGAGAUGAAGAAGUUUUGGAAAGGAAGCAGUUACCAGGUAUCGGACUCCUCCAGGACGCCUUUGCUACAAGAUGAUGGAACACCUGGAUUACACAGGAAAUGAAGAAAGCUCAGCAUCAGCCAGCGAACAGCAUGGAGGACAAUAACAUGUAGGAUCCUGAUUUAAAAUAGUAUUAGAAUUUUCUACAAAUUAAUUGCAGUAAAAUUGGUGAAGCUUUACAAUAGAGUAUUUCCUACUCUGUGUAAAAGGGUUUUUUACUCCCGCACCUAUAUUUUUAUGGAAAAUAUUGUUUAACAUAAAAGUAAUCAAAAUACAAGACUUGCAUUUUUACAGCCAAACCACAGCUAGUAAAACAGUGCCUUAUGUCAAUUUAAAUAAAAGGAUAUUUUCUAUGCAA
Messenger RNA from Apus apus (common swift), 2194 nucleotides. RefSeq names its product signal peptide peptidase like 2A (gene SPPL2A). Bases 295 to 1899 code for a protein of 534 amino acids. NCBI's taxonomy places the organism in Eukaryota, Metazoa, Chordata, Aves, Apodiformes, Apodidae. Gene Ontology annotation, biological process: membrane protein proteolysis. Gene Ontology annotation, molecular function: aspartic endopeptidase activity, intramembrane cleaving. Gene Ontology annotation, cellular component: lysosomal membrane; cytoplasmic side of endoplasmic reticulum membrane; lumenal side of endoplasmic reticulum membrane. The transcript is spliced from 17 exons. The record is from RefSeq and is a predicted model, not a curated record.